Carcharodon carcharias (great white shark) is the source of this 1756-nucleotide messenger RNA. It is a transcript of the gene dcph1, whose product is annotated as acidic residue methyltransferase 1. The record is from RefSeq and is a predicted model, not a curated record. Gene Ontology annotation, molecular function: phosphatase activity. NCBI's taxonomy places the organism in Eukaryota, Metazoa, Chordata, Chondrichthyes, Lamniformes, Lamnidae. Gene Ontology annotation, biological process: DNA damage response. Gene Ontology annotation, cellular component: nucleus; cytoplasm. Bases 54 to 1412 code for a protein of 452 amino acids. The transcript has 5 exons.
GUCACUUCCUCUUUCGGCCUCCUCCCCUGCUCUUCUGGACACUACGCGACAAGAUGGCGGCGAGGCCGAGGAUGAUGCCAGGGGCGGAGGUACCAGACUCACUUUCGGCAAAGUACACCGGGUCAUUUGCCUACUUCACUGUUAAAGACAGACUGCCACAGAUACUGACUAAGGCUAUUGAUACAGUGCAUCGGAAUAUGGAUACAUUUUUUGAGCAACAUGGACAGGAAGGUGUUGAGGCAGAAAAAAGAGCCAUCUCUCUCAUGUCUAAGUUACGAAAUGAGCUGCAAACUGACAAGCCAGCACUACCUCUUACAGAUGGAUUACCUGAUACUGACCUGUGGAAUGAAUACCUAGACCAGCAGCAGGCUAGAUUGGAUACGGGUGAAAGCCCCAGCUGGUUUAAGUCACCCUGGCUGUACAUGGAGUGUUACAUGUACCGUAGGAUUCAGGAAUCACUGCAGCUCAAUCCUCCCAUGUGUGAUUUUGAUGCAUUUAAUGAAGCUAAGACUCAAAGUUUCUUUGCAUCACAGCAGGCUGUCAUUGCUAUCUGCACCUAUUUUUUAGAAAUGAAAAAGAAGAUAGAAUGUUUCAAAGAUACUCAACUCAAAACUGAGUUUUUGCUGCUCAUGCAGGUUGCACUUUGGGGAAACAGAUGUGACCUUUCCAUUUCUUCUGGCCAGGACAACUCUCAGAAGUUCAAUCCAUUAACUUCUCUAGAAUCUUUGAAGCCUUCCAUCCUGGUAGAUGAUUCUGAAGUUGUUUGGGAACUCCUCAUUAAUAAUAAGAAAAACAAAACCUCAAAACCAACAUGCACCCGAAUAGAUAUUGUCCUUGACAAUUCUGGAUUUGAGCUGGUGACAGACUUGGUACUAGCAGAUUUUCUCAUUACUUCUCAACUGGCUGAUGUGAUACACUUUCAUGGCAAAAGCAUACCUUGGUUUGUUUCUGAUACAACCAAGAAAGAUUUUGAUUGGACACUAAAGAAGAUGCAGGCAGCCAAUCAAAUGCAGAUGUCCAAAAGUGGUGUGAUGUGGGCAAAGAAUGUGAAACAAGGUAUUUGGGUUUAUCACAAUCACCCUUUCUGGACCCUCCCUCACGAGUUUUGUGACAUGCCUCUGGUUGCAGAUGAUCUGUAUGCUGAAUUACAGAAGUCAAAUUUGAUCUUUUUUAAGGGAGACCUGAACUAUAGGAAACUAACAGGAGACAGAAAAUGGAGCUAUACGGUUUCUUUUGACACUGCUCUACGCGGGUUUCAGCCCGCACCACUUUGUAGCUUAAGAACACUGAAAGCUGAUAUUCAGGUUGGCUUAAAGCCUGGGCAAGGUGAGCAGCUGGCAGUCUCUGAUACUGAAUGGAUGAUCAGUGGACGCUAUGCCAUUAUUCAGUUCAGUAACCCCUACCAACAAUAACGCUUACAAAUCUACCUGCAUGGUAUAUCAGCAAGUCUGGCUGGCUGCUCAUGGGGCUGCUAUGUAACAGUUGGCAUGCUUCUUUAUUGUUUACAGAAUACAUACUGAUCUUAAGCAAAUUAUGGUCUAAGAUUCUGAUAAUUUAAUUUUUUGAGAUGGGGGGAUUGGUUUCAGGAAUAUUUUUUGAAAAUGACAGAAUCUGCAGAAAACAAAAUGUGUUUGUAGAACUGGAAUGCUGCCCUAAUGUUGCUAAUAUAAAAUUAACAAUGGAUCACCUUAAUGUCAAUUACCAGUUACUCGUGAAGUACAUGUUCAUUCCUGAUUAAAAUGGUUGCUGGAGUUGA